Cuscuta europaea is the source of this 1763-nucleotide messenger RNA. The record is from the annotation of a GenBank genome assembly. NCBI's taxonomy places the organism in Eukaryota, Viridiplantae, Streptophyta, Magnoliopsida, Solanales, Convolvulaceae.
GUCCGCUUAUGAGAGCUUCUCUCCCUAGGCGAGAAAAUUCCCUCCAAGGUCACAAUUCAUUCCUCUUCCAUUCUUAUCGAUUAAUUUUGGAAGAUUUGGUGAAUUUUUGGUCAAAACUUACUGUUUUUACUAUUCAAAAAAAAUUGGGAUUUCAUCUUUGAUUCAAUAUGUGACGUUUAAUUCUCAAAUCAAAGCUUGGGUUGGGGGUCGCUAUUACUGGGCGCACCUCCCCAUCCAAUUUCUGGUCACCGGAGGAGCUGGUUUGUGGGAGCUUGAAUAUAACCCUUGGUGCGCAGUACUGUUCACAGGCGACCGGGUUUUUGCUCGUUGCUCUCAAACGACACGCUCAUUCUAACUCCUGGAAGUUGUUUGGAGAUCGUUUGCUUCAAACAAAGCUAUAGACACAUGAUUCGUCAAUUUGGAAUACCACCGCUGCUCAGAUUGCUAGGCGGAAUGUGCUGACCAAUGGUUUCAGCCUCACUCCUCCUAUGGGGUGAAACCAUUUUGCUUGCAAUAUUGAUGAGAACAUGAUAACAGAAAGUGGUAACAUUUCAAGUGCAUACUGUGUCUGAAAUUUAUUAGUGCUUCUAAUAUCAAAUCAGAUCUUUUAAGUUUUUUGAAAUAUAAGGUUUCAUUUCCAAACAGUUGAUGCUCUUGUUUCAAGUAGUCUUGCUAAGCUUGGGCAUAGUUAUGUCAAUAAAGGAAAAAAUCUAGAUAUAACCUUCCGUGAUAAGCCUGACACUAUUUCAUGUUUCUGUUCAAUAAGCCUUCUAUAUUGAUUCUGAUGAUGUUUUUUGCUAAUUUUCCGUUACAUGUAAUCUAUCAUCAAUCUGAUGCUUUAACCUCAGAUGAUUGUUGGGCUGAAUUCCAUAGCAAUGACCAGGUAGUGUCCAUUUAUUGAUUAUUUCCAUCCCCAAUUAUAAAUGUGUGUAAUAUGUGGAUUUCGACCAACUCGGUGAGACCAGGUAGUGUCCUCUUGGUGUGCUCUCUCCACGCACCGCAGUAGAUAGCUCUGGGUCUUUCAACUCGGUCAUAUCUUUGGUUGCAGGAGGUCGUGAAGCUUGGGGCCGUACUGCUUUUGAGGCAUCUCUGAAUCGGUGGAGUGCUGGACACGAGGUCAAGUGUCGUUUUGUACUGAAGGCACCACAUCAUGUCGUUUUGUAGGUUUUCAUUUAUAGGUUUGUGGAUUGUUAAGGGGUUUCUUAGAGGAAGCAAUAGGGUACAGACAAGUUUAAAAUUCAUUCAGUACGCUUGGAUAUGCUCAAAAUCAGCAUCAAUGUUAUAUUUCAGCGUGACCUUUCAUUGCCAAAGCUAGGAUCUGGUUUCAAAAUAUCAAGGGAUGAUUGCCUAAUUACUAAAAUGGUACGAAGUAACAAUCAGGAACGGCAGAAGAAAAGAAAGAAACGAGGAUGCUGUGGAAGAAAAGAAAGAAACGAGGAUGCGGUGGAAGAAAAGAAAGAAAAGAGGGGAAAAAAGACCCCCUGCGAAAGAAAAAAGAGCAUGGAGCGAAGAGGAUGCCUGCGGAAGAGGAAAGAGGGUGGAGCGAAUGCUGAUUCAGAAGCUUGGAGUUGGUAUAUUUACAAAAAUACUGGGUGUACAGAUACACUCAGAUGUACGAUAUAAUUUGCGUAGUUAGGGAUUAGAUUUGUUCAGUACAAGCCAUUCCUUAGUAACCGUGCGUGGAAAUAUUUUAUUUCCUUUGGCUCAAAUAAAAAAACUGCGUUGUGAUGAUAUUUACUUUAACCAACAUAUCUAUUAAUUAA